Molecule: messenger RNA, 378 nt
Organism: Enterobius vermicularis (human pinworm)
Lineage: Eukaryota; Metazoa; Nematoda; Chromadorea; Rhabditida; Oxyuridae
Source: the annotation of a GenBank genome assembly
UUGUUUGUUUCAUUUUACUACUGCUUUUUAGCGUCUGGAACUAAUGUUCAAACGGGAACCCCUCCUUGUCGUGUGGAUAAUUCGCUGCUAUUGUUAAAUCUCAACGAGGCCGCACAGAGACUGGGUGUGCAGAAGAGGCGUCUAUAUGAUAUAACCAAUGUUCUUGAAGGGAUAAAUAUGAUUGAAAAGAUGGGUAAAAAUAGCAUUCGAUGGAAAAUUGGUGACGAACAUGGUACUCAUGGUUUGGAAGCGCAGCGUUUGAGGGAUGAAAACGCGGAUUUGGAGAAGCAAGAAGCGCAUUUGGAUUUGUUGAUUUCAGAUAUUUCGAAUGCUUUAAAGCUUGCUAAAGAAGACCCUACGGAUAAACAGUAUAGGUGA